AUGACUAACUUCAAGGACCUCAAGAAGAAAACGUUCAACCGUCGCACGCAGUCUCUUGGUGCGUGUAAGACGUGCAGGAGGCGGCAUGUAAAAUGCGACCAAACACGUCCAGUAUGCAAGGCUUGCAGGUUGGCCGAUGUGACCUGCGAUGGCUUCGGCUUAGAGAUACAAUGGAUCGGCUGUUCAUCAACAGAUCCCGAUGGUCUCCUAGAAGCCAGCUUGGGCCCUAAUGUACGCCGCCAUUUGUACACGGAAAACCAAAGAGAGAAAAUGAGCUCAGAACUGGUGAGCGGGCUUGCCUCCCAGUCCAUCGAUCACAACCUCGCUGAGAUCGACACUCAGUCAAGAGAUCUUGAGGAACAGCCUGACGGUGAAAUAUCUAUCGGACCGUUUGCGGUAUUGAACCUAGUUGGCGGCUCAGAGGCAUUCACUGGUAAUAAAGACCUAGAGACUCGACUCCCUAUCGAAUCAACUUUAGAGGGAGACCCACGCGUAACGGAUAGUGCACCAUUCGCUGAGCUGUCGGUCGGAGAGGACGUGCUCGGAAGCCUAGACAACUACUUGCAAUGGGAGGACAUAUUCAAUCUGGACCCUGCUGCUGAACGAUGGAUGCUAACACCCCCUCCUUCGGGCUAUGGCGUCAGUUCAACAGAUUUGAUGUCGCCAACUAGACCACAGAUACCGUUGAAUGGCAUUCAGGACCCAUCCCCUCGGCAUGAAUUACCGACGCUCCGAUGUACGAUGGGGAGCCCUGAUAUUCUAUCCGAGGCAAGAUUAUUGUUGGGCCACUUUCAUGAGCAUGUUGUGGCCCAAAUCGUCUGGGUGCCAAUGACACAGAAGUCGAUUUGGAACAUUUUGAAUAUCCCAUCUGCAAUGAUAACCCUUGACCAGCUUACCUACAUGAAGCAGUUUGCCAUAAAGCAUGCCAAUCUUGCAAAUCUCUACGCGAUUCUUGCCUGUGCCUCUUAUCAUCUAGGGAUGAAUCCACAUUACGCUCCAGGCAAGCAGGGUGAAUACUGGGAGCACUUGACCAUCGUCGCCUAUAGUGAGGCGCAAGCUCAUAUGAACAAGUCACUUGAGUUGGAGUUGCAGGGGCCUCAGAAAGCCAAGUAUAAGGAGCAGUUGAUGGCUAUCUUGGGCCUUGCAACAUAUUCUAUAUUGUCUCAAAAUCAUAAGGAUACCCGGUGCCAUCUCAUUAACAUGGAAUAUUUAAUCCGAUUACGAGGUUUAAUCAAACCAAAGCUAUCACGCCGAGCCCGGCUCCUUCAUCAUCAGUAUACCUGGAUCCGAAUACUGACCGAAAGCACACUGGUCAUCCACAAUCAAAUCCCACAUUCGGCUCCGUGCAAGGCACUGUGGUCCUGUCGUCUGGACCUAGAGGAGAUGAACAGACUAGCGCAGCGUCACGCCACCAUUCCUCCCUACGACGGCAGCCGAGGCCUGGAUGAUUUCCUGCGCGUAGUUCCUACUGAUGGUGACAACGAUCUAAAUAUUGACGAUCCAAAAGACUCCCAAACUAUUCUCGGCGAUAUCCAUCUCGUGGACUCACGAAACGUCCCCGAAGAACUACAUACAGCCGUCAACGGCAUCUCAGAGACAUGGUUGGGUCUUCUCUCGCAGACAGCUCGCCUCGCAAAUGUCAUGGACCAGGUAAAUUUGGGAACCUGCACCAUGAGCGCAGAAAAGCACCUGGCUCUCCACCGACGAUCUCACUACCUCGAGAACAUGAUCUGCUCUUUCACCUCCCGGAAGCCGGCCCCCCGGUCGCUUGGAGAGCCCAAAGCCCACAUGUGGCAGGCUCUCAACUCCGCCCUGGCUAUAUAUUUCUACCGGCGGGUCAGACAGCUAAACCCAUGUAUUCUGCAGGGCUAUGUGUCUCACAUAAUUGAAGAGCUGCAUAAAUGGGACGCCGCCCUUGCUCAACACGAAUUGGUGGGGCCUGGAACUGCAUGGCCAGCGUUCAUGGCUGGCUGUGAAGCCAUCGGUCGCGCAGAGCGGGAAGCUAUUGUCCAGUGGCUGGAAAAGGCCAGGGAGCGGAGUGGAUUUAUCUCAUACAUCACUGCUCGGCAGAUUAUGGAGGAGGUUUGGAAGCGAAGGGAACAGGGACCGAGAUGUACACGGCCAGCACUGCCUGGUGGGCCUAUGUCCUUUAGUUGGAUGGAUUAUUCUCGACAGAAUUUGCAGUGGUUGCUUCUCUUUUAA
This is a messenger RNA of Aspergillus pseudotamarii, 2202 nucleotides long. RefSeq names its product Zn(II)2Cys6 transcription factor. The transcript has 3 exons. Gene Ontology annotation, cellular component: nucleus. Gene Ontology annotation, biological process: positive regulation of transcription by RNA polymerase II. The record is from RefSeq and is a predicted model, not a curated record. Bases 1 to 2202 code for a protein of 733 amino acids. Gene Ontology annotation, molecular function: DNA-binding transcription factor activity, RNA polymerase II-specific; transcription cis-regulatory region binding; zinc ion binding. Lineage: Eukaryota; Fungi; Ascomycota; Eurotiomycetes; Eurotiales; Aspergillaceae.